AUACUACAACACAAACAUUAUACCUAAUGCGAACAUAAAAUACAAUUGCACACAAAUUAGAGAGAGGGAUGUCAACGGCCAUCUCUUCAUAAAGAUAUAUAUACAUUUACAUAUAUAGAUUACCACCAGAUCGUAAAUAUUAAACGUAACACCGAUUACUGUAUCACACUCAACGACGAAUUAGGUACACGGCCCGUUGGAAAAGAUGUAUAGCAAUCAGUUUAUUUACUCUAAGGAGCGUCGUCGUUUCGGCCGACAAUGUCUGUUCCGGGACCGCAACGAGCUUAUGGUGAGUGUGCACCCGAGCGGGAGAUUGCGGAUGAAGUACAUUAUGCGCAAUCCGACGGAUCGAGGGACACAGUUGACCACAUCAAUGGCACUGUCCAUCAUGGAGACAAUGAAUAAGUCGUAUGAACAUCGUACCGUUAGCCACAUGGAAGGGGGCUGGCCCAAGGAGGUCAACGUUCAUGAUGAGGAGCAAACGCUGCGCCAUCGCAAGAAGGUGGAGCGCGAGGAUAGCUGGGGUGAUCAGGUGACGCGAUUGGUAACCAAACUAAUGGAUGUUGUGGACGAGAACAAUGCCCUGAAUAUCUAUCAGGACUUUUUCUCCGAAAUGCCCGCCGAUAUGGGAAAUGAUAUUCGCAUGCGUUGGGAGUCGCGCAACAUAAAUGUGUUUCACGACAUCUGGAACCCGGUGCGUCCCAUAGCAAUGAUCGACUGGAUGCCCAACAAUCGGCGGCAGUUCAUCACACUGUUCGUCAACAAAUACGGAAUGAGGAAAGAUUCUAUCCGCAUGGUGUCCGAUGAAUCUGGGUAUGGCAGCGAAAAUGCUUUCUAUGUUUGGGACUUUAAGAAUCCACUAAAGCCGAAACUGUUCUAUGACUGUCCGGAGGUAAUUUAUCGCGCUAAGAUCUGCCCGAAGGACGAGAACAAUCUCGCCGGCGGACUGAGUUCGGGCAAGGUGUGCAUGUGGCAUACAUUUAAGGCGGGCAAUCCGUUGCGCACUUGCCCCUUGGAGGCGGCCCAUAGAGAGGCCACAUCUGCGCUCUGUUGGGUGCAUUCCAAGUCCAACACUGAGUUCUAUUCGGGUUCGCUGGACGGUUCCAUUAAAUACUGGGAUACACGCGAUCUAAAGAUGCCCGUACAUGAGCUAAUGCUGGAGCCGGAUGCACAGGAGAUCCAAAAUCGGCAGAAUUCGCACGGUGCCUUGGUGCUGGAGUUCGAAUAUACGAUCCCGGUGCGAUUUAUAAUUGGCAGCGACAUGGGCACCAUAUUUGUGGGAAAUCGCAAGGGCAUGACCGCUCCCGAAACGCUGUUGGCCCAAUAUAAGAUGUUCUCGGGACCCGUACGUACCAUAACUCGAAAUCCGUUCUUUGUGAAGAACUUCAUAAUCACCGGUGAUUGGCGCGCACGCAUCUGGUCCGAGGAAAGUAAGGAUAGCCCCAGCACCAUGUAUGUGAAGAGCAAGGGCCAGAUUUUGUGUGGUGCCUGGAGCUCUGCCCGCUGCUCUAUGUUUGUCACGGGCAAUAACAAGGGGCAACUAGACUUCUGGGAUCUGCUGCUGCAUCAUCGCAAGCCCAUUUGGAGCGUAAAGUUCAAAUCGGCGAUCACCGAUGCUAUCUUUCGAGCCGAAGGCGAUCUAUUGGCAGUAGCCUUCGAAAACGGGGACACCCGAUUGCUUCAAAUCGAUGACGUGAUGAAGCAGUCCACUGGCAAGGAGAAGGCGCUCAUUGCUGCCAUGUUCGAACGUGAAAUAUCUCGCUGCAAAGUACUGGAAGCUCGAGUUGAGGAAAUGAGACUGAAACGACGAACCCAGUUGCUGGCUGAGGAGGAGCGUUUGCGUAGAGAAGAGAUCGCCGAUCCCGAUCUGGAGCUCGAUGCGGACAAUCCAGAGCAUUUUGUUCAACUAAUCGAGGCUGAUGAGCAGUUUCGUAACGCGAUCUCCGAAUUUCAGGAAAGUGUGUUGGCCGUCGAGAAGAAACGUUCCAAUCGCAAGGCCAGGAAUGAUAUCACCGAUUUCGAGCAGUGGUAUUUGGAUCAUCUCGAAGUACCACUCGACGACAUGGACGAUGAACCUAUACUAGGCUCUGUCCGUAACAGCCUUAGGGCCUCCCAGCCGAAUACGAAAGUAUAACAAGCAUCCUUGUCAUUAUUAUUAUAAUUAUUAGUAUUUAUUUAUUAAGUAACAACCAUUCACUCAACUACAACGCAUUUCCUAAAUUCUUGAUGUAUACGAACAUAUGCACUUUUUAAUCAACAUGCGUACAUACAAACAUAUUUAUAAGUAUAUUGUAAGGGGAGGGGGGAAAAAAAUAAAAAAAAACAAAUUAAUUUAGACUUUAA
Scaptodrosophila lebanonensis is the source of this 2343-nucleotide messenger RNA. RefSeq names its product dynein intermediate chain 3, ciliary. Gene Ontology annotation, molecular function: dynein heavy chain binding; dynein light chain binding. Bases 206 to 2134 code for a protein of 642 amino acids. The transcript has 2 exons. Gene Ontology annotation, biological process: cilium movement; outer dynein arm assembly. Lineage: Eukaryota; Metazoa; Arthropoda; Insecta; Diptera; Drosophilidae. The record is from RefSeq and is a predicted model, not a curated record. Gene Ontology annotation, cellular component: outer dynein arm.